GGAGGCUCCAUGGCUGUCUUCACCUUGUCUGGGUUGUAUAUCCUAGGAAGUAAUGUCGCUGCGCCACUGUGGUCCAACCCCCUAUACGCGAUAAGCCCAGUUCUCUUCGCGGUAUGCCCCAAAUACGCCACCAUCUUCCCUCUCUGGUAUGCCUACGCUCUCCUCCGCGGUAACUUCCACGAGGACAUGCGCCACCUCCACGCCCAUUACGGCCCCGUCGUGCGCUAUGCCCCCAACGAACUCUCCUACACUGACCCGCGUGCCUGGACAUCCAUCUACAGCGGACGUCCCACGGGCACUGAAUUCCCUGAACUAGGAAAAGACCCCACAUUCUAUGCGGGCUUUGCUUCGGGCAACAAGAGCAUCACUACCGCAGGCUUCCACGAUCACAACCGCUUCCGAAAGAAGCUGGCCCCCGCGUUUGCAGAGAAAUCAAUCCGCGAGCAAGAGCCUAUCAUCAAGGGGUAUGUGGACUUGUUCGUGCAGCAGUUGGAGCAGCGCGCGGGCGAAGUGGUGGACAUGAGCGCUUGGUUUAAUGUGAGGAGACAGUUCUGCACCUUCGACAUCAUCGGCGACCUGGGGUUCGGUGAGCCCUUCGGUUCUCUCAAAACGAGCAUGCUCAUACAGAUCAGCGCGCGAUUUCCAGGUUUGCAGUCCCUCCUGCUGUGGUAUCUGCUGCCGGCGGAGCUGGCGCGCAAGCGGCUGGCGCAUAUCGCUAAGACGACCGAGAAGGUGGUGCGCCGAUUGGGUAAGGAGACAGAUCGCAAGGACUUCAUGCAGUAUUUGUCAACGGGAGCGCCGGAGCUGUCAUUUGCCGAGUUAGCGAACAACUCGUCCACGCUGAUUGUGGCGGGGAGUGAGACGAGUGCGACCUCGUUGGCGGCGGUGACGUUCUACUUGCUGAAGAAUCCGGAGAAGAUGCGCAAGCUCAGGCAAGAAAUUGAGACAGCCUUCGGCGUGGAGGAGGAGAUCACAAUCCAGUCCGUGGCAGGCUUGAAGUAUUUGACUGCGUGUUUGGAGGAGGGUUGGAGAUUGUAUCCGCCAAUUCCCUCGGGGUUGCCACGACAGGUGCCUGGGGAGGGUUUUCAAAUUGCUGGGCGAUGGGUUCCAGGCGGGGCCGCUGUAUCCGUUCAUAGCUGGGCAACGUCGAGGUCCCCCAAGAACUUUCGUAACCCGGACAAAUUUAUUCCGGAGAGAUGGCUGGGCGAACCAUCGUACAAGGAUGAUAACUUGCAGUCAGUCCAGGUGUUCCAUGUUGGACCUCGGAAUUGCAUUGGAAAGAGUCUGGCCUAUGCAGAAAUGCGUCUGAUUCUUGCUCGUCUACUUUUUCGGUUUGAUCUGCAGCUCAUGCCACAUAGCUCCAACUGGGCGGAGCAGAUGUCGUACAUGGUCUGGGAACGAGGGCCAUUGGAUGUCCGUGUGACAGAGAGGAAUGCUUCGGAUAUAUUGUAG
This is a messenger RNA of Aspergillus vadensis CBS 113365, 1452 nucleotides long. Its product is annotated as cytochrome P450. The transcript has 6 exons. NCBI's taxonomy places the organism in Eukaryota, Fungi, Ascomycota, Eurotiomycetes, Eurotiales, Aspergillaceae. The coding region runs from base 10 to 1452 and encodes 480 amino acids. The record is from RefSeq and is a predicted model, not a curated record. Gene Ontology annotation, molecular function: iron ion binding; heme binding; monooxygenase activity.